Messenger RNA from Miscanthus lutarioriparius, 1383 nucleotides. Lineage: Eukaryota; Viridiplantae; Streptophyta; Magnoliopsida; Poales; Poaceae. The record is from the annotation of a GenBank genome assembly.
AUGGGCUUUGAUGAUCUAAAUAUUUCAGCUAUUCUUAGUGUAAUAUGCUUUCCUGGUUACCCCCACAAGUGCCCAAAGUUGCGGAUCGUACAUGAAAAAAACUUGUCUAAAGAAGAUGCAGAUCAGCUACUUUCGCUUCUUGUUGAUCAGGCAAACAUUUAUUCCCGAGAAGGACGUGUUAUGAUUUUCAAUUUGUUUGAGGCUGCGCAAGAGUUUCUGUCUGAGAUUGCUCCAGCACAUGUUUCAGUGAGCACUGCUUCUUUCUUGAGUUUGAGCUCAACUACCGAUGAAGAUGUGGAAGUUAGCCUUGACAGUGAUCCUUACCCUGGAAUCUCUUACGUAUAUAACUCCUUCGAUCUAUAUAGUCAGUUAUAUGAUGAUACUUGCUGGAGUCGCCAAGGUCCAGAUCUGACAACAGAUAGUGGCAGGAAAAAUAUUGUAUCUCAAGUUCAAUCUAAUAUUAGAAGCAAGAGGAAGACCAUCAUUGAAAAAUCCCAUGUCUCAGCUGAUAAGGUCAAUAAUGCUAAAGGCUCAUCUGGUGAUAAAGCUGAACAGCAACAUGCCACAAAGCAUGGUGCCAUACGGGAGGCAGCUCCAACUUUACAUGUUGUGGAUGAGGAAACUGAAACUGAAACCAAAACUUUGUCUGCUAGCAAUACAGGAAAUACAUCAGAUACUCCUGAAACGGGUUUUAGCAGUCUAAAUGAACCCGAGAUCUCUUCAGAGUGCUCUCUAUUUUGGAGACCUGAUAAUUCAUCAUCUAGGCCGAAUUCCCGUUAUUUGAAUGAUUUUGAGGAGCUCCGUUCACUUGGUCAGGGGGGCUUUGGUUGUGUUGCAUUAUGCAAAAACAAGCUAGAUGGGCGCCAAUAUGCUUUUAAAAAGAUACGCCUGAAGGAUAGAAGUCCUCAAGUGAAUGAGAAGAUUUUAAGAGAGGUAGCCACACUUUCAAGAUUGCAACAUCAACAUGUUGUCCGCUAUUACCAGGCAUGGAUUGAAACUGAAUACGGUCAUCAUAAUAUUUUGAAUGCUGGUGGGUCCCGCACUGCUGAGAGCUCUAUCUUUAGUUAUGAUGAAGUCAGCCUAUCGGAUGCAGGUGGUGGGAAUAAGCAGGAAUCCACAUACUUGUACAUUCAAAUGGAGUAUUGUCCUAGGACUUUGCGGCAGGAUUUUGAGACAUACAUCUCAUCUUUUGAUGUUGACCAUGCCUGGCACCUGUUUCGACAAAUUGUGGAAGGUCUAGCUCAUGUCCAUAGUCAAGGAAUCCUACACAGAGACCUGACGCCCAGCAACAUAUUUUUUGAUGUCCGCAAUGAUAUUAAAAUUGGAGAUUUUGGUCUAGGUAUGAUGUCCAGAACUGUCAUAUAUUUUCAAUCUCCAUCAUAG